Messenger RNA from Epinephelus lanceolatus (giant grouper), 3306 nucleotides. It is a transcript of the gene chrna5, whose product is annotated as cholinergic receptor, nicotinic, alpha 5. NCBI's taxonomy places the organism in Eukaryota, Metazoa, Chordata, Actinopteri, Perciformes, Serranidae. Gene Ontology annotation, biological process: monoatomic ion transmembrane transport. Gene Ontology annotation, cellular component: postsynaptic membrane. The record is from RefSeq and is a predicted model, not a curated record. Gene Ontology annotation, molecular function: transmembrane signaling receptor activity; acetylcholine-gated monoatomic cation-selective channel activity.
CGUUCCUGUGCACAAUUGGAAGCAGCAGGGAGUGAAGCAGCAUCUGUAUGAGGCGAGAGAAACAACCUGCAUGGAAUGGAGGAGCGCUAAAGCAGCACUGUCGCUGUCGUCAAGACUCCCACCGCCUCCACCACUGCUGCCACUCUGGAUUCAGUAUUGAUGGAAGAUGCUCAGAGCAGCUCUGUGAUGCCCAAGGAACCAGCUGUGUGGAUCCAGUGCCACCUCUGAUAUGAUGCUGAGAGCCGGAGGAGCAGCCACCUCUCUCGCGCUGCUGCUGCUGCUGCCGUUGCUGUGCUGCUGCCACCUGUGCCACUCACUGCGGGUUCCAAAACUCUCCUCCUUUGCAAAAGCAGAGGACAAACUGUUCAAAUACCUCUUUGGAAACUACCAGAAAUGGGUGCGUCCAGUGGAAUACCUAAACCAGACGAUCCGUGUGAAGUUUGGACUGGCCAUCUCCCAGCUAGUUGAUGUGGAUGAGAAAAAUCAGCGAAUGACAACCAAUGUGUGGAUGAAACAGGAGUGGACUGACAGGAAACUCAGGUGGAACCCUGAUGACUAUCUGGGCAUCACAAUUAUCCGAGUCCCUUCUGACAGGAUCUGGCUUCCUGAUGUUGUCCUAUAUGAUAAUUCAGAUGGGCGUUUUGAGGGUACUGUCACCAAGGCUGUCGUUAAGUAUGAUGGAACCAUAUCAUGGACGCCACCAGCCAAUUACAAGUCAGCCUGUACCAUUGACGUCACCUUCUUCCCUUUUGACCUUCAGAACUGUUCAAUGAAGUUUGGCUCCUGGACAUAUGAUGGCUCCCAGGUGGACAUAAUUCUGGAGGACUUUCAUGUCGACAAGAAGGACUAUUUUGACAACGGUGAAUGGGAGAUAGUGAAGGCCACAGGCAGCCGUGGUGUGAGGACAGACGGCAGCGCUUCCUAUCCCACCAUCACCUACUUCUUCAUCAUUCGCAGGUUGCCUCUUUUCUACACCCUCUUCCUCAUCAUCCCCUGCAUUGGCCUUUCCUUCCUCACCAUCCUUGUCUUCUAUCUGCCCUCCAACGGCGGCGAGAAGAUCUCUCUCUGCACCUCAGUCCUGGUGUCACUCACGGUUUUCCUCCUGGUCAUCGAGGAAAUCAUUCCUUCCUCUUCGAAGGCUAUCCCGCUCAUCGGGGAGUACCUGGUCUUCACCAUGAUCUUCGUCACGCUCUCCAUCAUCAUCACUGUCUUUGCCAUCAACAUCCACCAUCGCUCCUCUUCUACACAUCAUGGCAUGGCACCCUGGGUGAGGAGGAUCUUCCUGCAUCGACUGCCUAAGCUGCUGUGCAUGCGCAGCCAUGCGGACCGUUACGCCCCAGCCGGAGUAAAAAGAGCAGGAGGACAGUUUAUGAAUAAGGACCUGAAACCUGAACUGACACCUCUGCUCUACACCAGACACAACCUACAAGCAGCUUUGGAUUCUAUUCGCUACAUAACCAUGCAUGUGGUUAAAGAAAAUGAGGUCAGAGAGGUGGUUCAAGACUGGAAAUUUGUAGCCCAGGUCCUGGAUCGAAUGUUUCUUUGGGCCUUCCUGCUGGUGUCCAUCCUGGGCUCUGCUCUCCUCUUCAUCCCGGUUAUUUACAAAUGGGCCAGCAUCAUCGUCCCUGACCACAGUGGCAGUAUCCUCUAAGAGCCACAGUUCAACUAGACACAAAUGGAGGCAAAGCACAUUAACAGCUCAUUAUGGGUCUUAUUUGAGAUUUGGAAGACUGAGAUGCUGUGAUUACCACUCAGAUGCAGUCCUGCUCUGCUUAUCCACAGUCAUUCUGUAUGCCACAGCGGUGCCAGAGAUCAAGCUGCAGAUUUGGGGGCCUUGUUUGCUGAGUGUAUUACAGACUUUUUUUCCUCUGCUUGUUUGUUUUAGAGAGAUUUUGAAUUCUGUAUUUCUGAGUUUAAAGAUGAAUUAUUAAAAGACUCAAUAUAUGUAUUACAUAUGAUAUGAAAAUCAACAUUCAGCCAUGUGCCAUACAUUUUUGUGUACAUCUCACUCAUCAAUACAUUUCAAUACAUUAUUUUCUCCAACUAUACUUGCUGCAUCCAAAUGUGGGUGUAAAUCACAUGUGCAAGUUUAAAGCAAGUUACAAGUUACUGUGGUGAGAAUCAAGCUAGUCAAGUCCCUGCCAUACGUCAAGCAUGUCACAAGUCAAGUCAUAUGAAAUUCUGAUUAUCUGGUCAAAUGUUAGCUUUCUAGAUGACAGCUGACCAGCCAGUAAGCUAAUAGGUUAGCUAAAAUAUACAUUCAAAUAUCUUUCUUUGUGAGAUUUGUAGUGAUGGAUUAAGUUGGAAGUUGUGGUUGUGUCACUGAUUUUUGAGCUGCAGUAUUUACAUACUGCUGUCCUCUUCUUACCACCUACACUGACUACAUAAUCUUUGAAUCCAAAGUGUAUUAUUUUUGGACUAGCCCUCUCCAUGAUAGCUAAUUCAUAUGUUGCCCUCUGCUGGUCCACCAUGUCCAAGUAGGUUGCCAGGUUUGCACGCAUGGCACUAGAAAUUAUCCAGUCAUGUUUCAAAAAGAAAACAUAACUUCUCAUUAUCUGGACAAAUGCAAGUGCAUAAUAAAAAGUCAAGUCCUUUUGAGUUAUCUGUAUCAAGUCUAAGUCAAGUCAUCCAGUCAUGAAUACCAAUCAAGUCAAGUCUUUUAUUUUUUUUUAGUCUCUUAAUUGGGUUUUUAAGGACGGAUAAUGUGCAUAUUAUAAAGACAGCAAUCUAAAUGCCACACAAAGGCAACAUUAAGUAAUGUACUAUAUAUAGAUAUAUAUAUAAAGAGGAAGAGGAAAAAACAAAACAAAACAAAAAAACACAGUCUUUUAUCAUUUUAAGUUAAGCAAGUCCCAAAUCCUCAAAUCUGCAACUAAGUCUGACUUGAGUCAAGUCAUGGGACUCGAGUCCCCUGCCUCUGCUCACAUCAUAGAGUGGAGAUUUAUUUUUGGUUGUGAUAGAAAUUUGUAGACACAAAAUGACAAGACAACAUGUUCUCACAGGGUAAUCUUGGAUAAAUGUCCCACUAAUGGCUCUUGUGCUUAAGGGUGCAGGAUGCAGUGAUGAAUAUCAAUUGCUUUCUAUUCAUUUCAAUACCUCUUUAUGUACCCCCAAGUAUGUGGCAGCUCGCCACCCAGAUUGACACACACACACACACACACACACACACACACAGGAUAGAUAGGAGAAGACCUUCAUUUGCAUUUUACAUACUUCCCUAUUUCUGCAUAUCCCCUAUGUACCCUAUGUUUGAAAAGAUGACCAUUUUAUCUGUGGGGCAUAAUUCAAAUAAAAGUGAUGGUUUAA